Entamoeba invadens IP1 is the source of this 993-nucleotide messenger RNA. RefSeq names its product fructose-bisphosphate aldolase, putative. Gene Ontology annotation, molecular function: zinc ion binding; aldehyde-lyase activity. NCBI's taxonomy places the organism in Eukaryota, Evosea, Mastigamoebida, Endamoebidae. The transcript has a single exon. The record is from RefSeq and is a predicted model, not a curated record. The coding region runs from base 1 to 993 and encodes 330 amino acids. Gene Ontology annotation, biological process: carbohydrate metabolic process.
AUGUCAGAAAAAACCACAAAUUACAAAGAGCUUGGCUUAGUCAACCAUAAGGAGAUGUUCUCCCAUGCUAUUCAUGGCGGUUUUGCUGUCCCGGGUUUCAACUUCAACAACCUCGAGCAAAUGCAAGCAAUCAUCCAAGCCUGCACUCAAGCCAAAUCCCCAGUCAUUUUGCAAGUCUCAAAGGGAGCCAGACAGUAUGCUAAUGCCACUUUGUUGAGAAACUUGGCCAGAGGUGCUGUUGAGUAUUCAAGAGAGCUCGACCCAGAGCACAAGGGUAUCCCAAUUUCUUUGAAUCUUGACCACGGAGCUGACUUCGAAAUUUGCAAGGCUUGUGUCGACAAUGGUUUCUCCAAUGUUAUGAUCGACGGAUCUGCUCUUUCAUAUGAGAAGAACGUUGAAUUGACCAAGAAGGUCUGUGACUACGCUCACCAAUUCGGUGUCACUGUCGAAGGUGAACUCGGAGUUCUUGCCGGUGUUGAAGACGAUGUCGCUGCUGAACAACACGUCUUCACUGAUCCAAAGGAUGUCGAAGCUUUCGUUAAGGCCACUGGCGUCGACUCACUCGCUAUUUCUAUUGGAACUUCUCACGGUGCUUACAAAUUCAAACCAGGAAUGCAUCCAAGAAUUAGAUUGGACAUUCUCCACGAAUGUGAACAAAGAAUCCCAGGCUUCCCAAUUGUCCUCCACGGUUCAUCUUCAGUCCCACAAGAAUGGGUCAAGGUCAUCAACCAAUACGGUGGAAAGCUCGAGGACACCGUCGGUAUCCCAGAAGACCAAAUCAGAGAGGCUGUUAAGUCUGCUGUUUGUAAGGUCAACAUUGACUCUGAUGGAAGACUCGCUAUGACUGGUGCCAUUAGAAAGUUCCUCGCUGAAAACCCAACCAAAUUCGACCCAAGAGAGUACCUCGGACCUGCUAGAGAGGCUCUUAAGGCUUUGUACCUUCACAAGGUUUCCGAUUUGGUCUUGAACUCUGCUGGAAAAUCAUGGUUCUAA